AUGGCGCCCAUAGACAUUACCGAUUCCAAGAAGCGCAAGCGCAAGAACAGCAAAAAGGCUGCCGAAGCUCCAGAGACAGCGACUGCCGUCACCGAGGCCGCGCCCGCACCCAAGAAGUCCUCGAAGGAGUCCACCAAGAAGUCUUCAAAGGCGUCGAAGAGAAAGCAUGCGGAAAGCGAAGAGGAGAGCGACGUCCCCAUGAAAGACGCCGUCCCAGAGGAAAGCGAAUCGGAGGAGAACGAGGACGGUGAGGGCGAGCCUCCUGCAGACGGUAGCGACAAUGAGGAGGGUGAUGCGGAGCUGGACAAUGCAGCUACCGAAGCUUUCGAAUCGAAGCUGUCUCUUCCCGCUGUAGAUGGGACCGACCCGAAGAAGUUUACGGACCUGAACCUGUCGGAGAAGACCCAAAAGGCGAUAAAAGAAAUGGGCUUCGACACUCUGACCGAGAUCCAAGCCAAGGGCAUUCCGCCCCUUCUGGCUGGUAAGGAUCUUCUUGGUGCAGCAAAAACUGGAUCCGGCAAGACCCUCGCUUUCCUCAUCCCCGUCGUCGAGAUGCUGCACAGCCUCCGCUUCAAGCCCCGCAACGGUACUGGUGCUAUCGUCAUUAGCCCCACCAGAGAGCUGGCAUUGCAGAUAUUUGGUGUCGCACGGGAGCUUAUGGAGCACCAUACACAAACUUUUGGCAUAGUCAUGGGAGGUGCCAACCGGAAGGCCGAGCAGGUCAAGCUGGAGAAGGGUGUAAACCUUCUUAUUGCUACUCCUGGUAGGCUUCUCGACCAUCUGCAGAAUACCCCCGGUUUCGUGUUCAAGAACUUGCGCACGCUUGUCCUGGACGAAGCCGACAGAAUCCUGGAAACCGGUUUCGAAGACGAAAUGCGCCAGAUAGUAAAGAUUCUUGGUAACCCUCAAUCGCGCCAAACUGCGCUCUUUUCGGCAACCCAAACCACCAAGGUCGAAGACCUUGCAAGAAUCUCGCUCAAGCCAGGCCCGCUCUUCAUCUCAGUCGACCAUUACAAGGAGCAUGCUACUGCUGACGGUCUGGAUCUGGGCUUCGUCGUGUGUGAAUCGGAUCUCCGGUUCAGGUUGCUUUUCACCUUCCUCAAGAAGCACCAAAAGAAGAAGAUCAUUGUUUUCACAAGCUCUUGCGCAUCUGUCGAAUACCUCACGAGCUUGCUCAACUACAUCGACCUCCCUGUCCUGGGUCUUUCAGGAAAAAUGAAGCAGCAGAAACGGACGGCUACCUUCUUUGAAUUUGCCAACAGUCAGGCCGGUUGCCUGAUUGCAACAGACGUGGCAGCUCGUGGCCUUGAUAUCCCUGCCGUGGACUGGGUCAUCCAGCUGGACCCCCCUGAUGAUGCGCGCAGCUUCAUUCACCGUGCCGGACUGGGCUUCAUCAAAGUGCUCCGGGAAGCGCGAGUCGAGCUUACCGAGUUUGACUUCCCUGAGAAGAAGCUGCUCAACAUCCAGAGUCAGCUCGAAAAGCUGAUUUCGAGCAACUAUUAUCUCAACAAGUCUGCCAAGGAUGCGUUCCGCUCCUACCUCAACGCCUACGCUAGCCACAGCCUUCGCAGCAUCUACUCGGUGGAAAAGCUAGACCUCAAGAAGGUGGCACGCAGUUUUGGGUUCUCUGCCCCUCCACGGGUGGACAUUCAGCUUGGCUCAAGCAUGAGGGACAAGAAGCAGGAAGGCAGAAGGGCGUAUGGCAGUCAGCCUCGCCAGGCGAAGAGGUUCAAGCACUAA
This is a messenger RNA of Lasiodiplodia theobromae, 1740 nucleotides long. Its product is annotated as ATP-dependent RNA helicase has1. NCBI's taxonomy places the organism in Eukaryota, Fungi, Ascomycota, Dothideomycetes, Botryosphaeriales, Botryosphaeriaceae. Gene Ontology annotation, cellular component: nucleolus. Gene Ontology annotation, biological process: maturation of LSU-rRNA from tricistronic rRNA transcript (SSU-rRNA, 5.8S rRNA, LSU-rRNA). The record is from RefSeq and is a predicted model, not a curated record. The coding region runs from base 1 to 1740 and encodes 579 amino acids. Gene Ontology annotation, molecular function: ATP binding; nucleic acid binding; RNA helicase activity. The transcript is spliced from 10 exons.